Molecule: messenger RNA, 2075 nt
Organism: Engraulis encrasicolus (European anchovy)
Lineage: Eukaryota; Metazoa; Chordata; Actinopteri; Clupeiformes; Engraulidae
Product: macrophage mannose receptor 1-like
Exons: 12
Molecular function (GO): signaling receptor activity
Source: RefSeq, a predicted model, not a curated record
AAAUCUACACAGUACAAGGCAAUGCCUUUGGUAGUCCUUGCCAUUUCCCCUUCCAUUAUCAAGACCGGUGGUACUCGGAUUGUAAGCUGGAAGAGCCCACCCAGCGAUAUUGGUGUUCAGUAGACAGAGACUACAACGACAAAUGGGGCUACUGCCCCACAACACGAAGUCAACCCUUGGAGUCAGAGGGCUGGAAGAAGAACCUCCUGAUAGGUGUGUAUUACCAGGUGAACGUCAACUCUGCCCUGACAUGGCACCAAGCCCGGAUGAGUUGUCAACAGCAGGACUCAGACCUCCUGAGCAUCACUGAGCCCCAGGAGCAGACCUUCAUCUCAGGGAUCACAAACGAAUUACAAACCACUCUUUGGAUCGGGCUAAACCAACUGAACUCUGAGAGCGGAUGGCAAUGGGUGGAUGGGAAUCCAUUUUCCUAUUUAAGAUGGGGAUCAGGACAGCCAAAUCCAGCCCCGGGAUGGUCAUGUGCCUCCCUAAUCACUGCACAAAACUACGAGUGGCAAAACAAGCUGUGCUCCAGAAGACAUGGGUAUAUCUGUCAGAAAAGGACUACAAUCUCAGCUACAGCUACACCUGCUCCACCAGUUGCUUGCAAUGCUCCGUGGAUUUCAUAUGCAGGGCACUGCUAUUUCUUGAACCGCACAAAGAACACAUGGAAGGAUGCUAAUGCCCAGUGCAUAGCUGGUGGUGGACAUUUAGCGAGCAUUCACAACAUAGAGGAACAAAGCUUUGUCCUCUCACAGCUGGGCUACAGAGAGACAGAUAAGCUGUGGAUUGGACUGAAUGACAAGAAGACCCAGCUGCUGUUUGAAUGGAGCGAUCAUUCUCGGGUCAUGUUCACUGCAUGGGAUGUGCAGGAGCCCUCACACCACCGAUCUGAAGAGGAGGACUGUGUCCUCAUGGGGGGAAAGGAUGGGAAAUGGGGAGAUGCAAGUUGUGAAGAGCAAAAUGGGUUCAUCUGUAAAAAAGCUGGAGACUCUGUAUCAUCCUCUGGAAUGGAGCAUAACAACAUUGGCUGCAAAGCUGGGUGGACUAGGCAUGGCUACAAUUGUUACUUUGUCGGCCCGACCACAAAAACAUUUGAUGAAGCAAAAGACAGUUGUCAAGACAGCGGAGCACACUUGGUUGAUGUGCCAGACAGAUUAGAGAAUGCAUUUCUUAUCAGCAUGGUUGGAGCCAGACCAGAGAAGCACUUCUGGAUAGGGCUGAACAACCAAAGAAACCUUUCUGUUUUUGAAUGGACCAACACCCCGAAAGUCCCUUACACUCAUUGGAAUGCUCGUAUGCCAGGCCAGAAACAGGGCUGUGUGGCUAUGACCACUGGCACUCUGGCAGGGCUGUGGGAUGUACUGAGCUGCUCCAACAAGGAGAAAUACAUCUGCAAACAUCAGGCUGAGGGAGUAGUCACAACUCCUGCCCCUACCACCUCACCCGCCCCGAGAUGUGCAGUGGGCUGGAGCCCGCUGGGGGACAGGCCAUUCUGUUUCAAGUUCUUUGAAAUGCCGUCUCGAGAACAGAGGAGCUGGUCAGAAGCUUUGGAAUACUGUAGAUCUAUAGGUGGUGAUCUAAUGAGUGUUCAUAGUGAUGCAGAAGGAGAACUUCGUACACGUGCUCGUAUACCUCCAUUUUUCCCCUGGUAUCGGGAACUUGACCACUGGCAUGGGGAACCUGACCCCUGGCAUAUGCCACCUCGCUACUGGCUUCAAAGGGAGGGAUGGAUUGGUUACAGUGCUCAGGACCCUACUGUUGGCUAUACAUGGUCAGAUGGGUCUUCGGUGAGUUAAACAAUGCAUUGCAAAUCCUCUGUUUUUUGACAACAACAUACUCUAGGGAGGGAAAGUGGAAAACAGCGAUUCUAGCGGGCGUUCCUAAUCCUACGGCGAUCCUAUUGAAAAUCCCAUAGAAAAGUUUAAAAAAAAAAAAAUCUAUGACACUGAACUUUUACACCAGACACAUGUUUCAGCUUACACAAUAUGAGGAAAUACUAACUGUGAAAGUCUUGUGUAAAAUGUUGCCCUAUUAAGAAAAAUAGAAAUUGCGCCAAUCUUGUCGGAAACGUA